AUGUGCAUUAGUUACCGCCAGUUGAACAAAGUUACCAUCAAGAACAAGUACUCGUUGCCGCGUAUCGAUGAUUUGUUUGACCAGUUGCAGGGUGCUAAGGUGUUCUCUAAGAUUGACUUGAGAUUGGGGUACCAUCAGUUGAAGAUUAGGGACUCGGACAUUUCGAAGACUGCUUUCCGUACUAGAUAUGGCCAUUAUGAGUUUCUCUUGAUGUCUUUCAGCUUGACUAACGCCCCAGCGAUGUUUAUGGAUUUGAUAAACAUGGUGUUCAGGCCUUAUAUUAAUUCGUUUGUCAUUGUCUUCAUUGAUGACAUCUUGAUCUACUCACGUAUCAUGGAGGAGCACGAGCAACAUUUGAGAGUAGUGCUUCAGACAUUGCGAGAACAGAAGCUAUAUGCUAAGUUCUCUAAGUGUCAGUUU
Messenger RNA from Nicotiana tabacum (common tobacco), 420 nucleotides. The record is from RefSeq and is a predicted model, not a curated record. NCBI's taxonomy places the organism in Eukaryota, Viridiplantae, Streptophyta, Magnoliopsida, Solanales, Solanaceae.